AUGUGGCAGGCGCUUCAUACUGGACCAACGUACCUAGAUAAGGCAGAGAAUCCUUUGAUAAUAGUUACUACACGCUCAGUGCUUCAAAAAUCAAGGGUUUGGUGGAUCCAUCCCCGAAUAAUCGCUAUUGGGCUUACAUUUUCCGCCAAUGGACCCGCGUCCACUGGUGUGCCUCAAGGUGGCGUGUUAUCUCCGACCCUUUUCAAUAUUUAUACGUACGACUUGCUCAGUCUCCUCUCUUCCAUCCAUGUGAAGUUUUGCGCAUUUGCUGAUGAUCUCAAACUUACUUUAUCGCCAAUAAAAUGUCAAAUACUUCUUUGGGUCCGAGGGAUUUCGUUCGUUUUGCAAUGGGAUCUGCCACUUUCUGACGUUAAAUCGAGG
This is a messenger RNA of Cooperia oncophora, 381 nucleotides long. The record is from the annotation of a GenBank genome assembly. Lineage: Eukaryota; Metazoa; Nematoda; Chromadorea; Rhabditida; Trichostrongylidae.